Molecule: messenger RNA, 6945 nt
Organism: Pichia membranifaciens NRRL Y-2026
Lineage: Eukaryota; Fungi; Ascomycota; Pichiomycetes; Pichiales; Pichiaceae
Exons: 1
Coding region: 1-6945 (2314 amino acids)
Biological process (GO): mRNA splicing, via spliceosome; spliceosomal tri-snRNP complex assembly
Cellular component (GO): catalytic step 2 spliceosome; U5 snRNP
Molecular function (GO): U2 snRNA binding; pre-mRNA intronic binding; U1 snRNA binding
Source: RefSeq, a predicted model, not a curated record
AUGCCACCAGAGCAUAUACGGAAAAUCAUGAACGCACAGGGCGACCUCUCUUCCAAGUUUUUUGACAAGGAGAAACAUGCAAUGCUAGGAGCACUCAAAUAUAUGCCUCACGCUAUACUGAAGCUACUUGAAAAUAUGCCACAACCGUGGGAAACAGAAAAAGAGGUGAAAAUACUUUAUCAUACAGGUGGUGCUAUCACCCUUGUGAACGAAAUACCGAGAGUGAUUGAGCCAGUGUAUAAAGCACAGUGGGCUGCCUCUUGGAUUCAAAUGAGAAGGGAGAAACAUGAUCGGAGAAACUUUAGAAGAAUGAAGUUCCCUCCUUUCGAUGAUGAAGAACCCUUCCUCGACUUUUCUAAACAAAUUCCAUCAAUCGACUCGUUGCAAGGAAUUCGCUUAGAACUAGAUCCGAUUGAAGAUGAGGCAGUGAUAGAUUGGUUCUACGAAGGGAAACCGCUCAUAGAUGAUCCCGAAUUUGUCAAUGGAGAAUCCUACAGGAAAUGGAACCUGAAGGUAAACAUGCUAACAAACUUACACAGACUUUCAACUCCUUUGAUAAACGACGAAAAGAUAGAUCCUAAUUACUUUUAUCUUUUUGACAAAGAAUCACUUUUUACCGCAAAAGCACUCAAUAUUGCUCUGCCUGGAGGACCCAAAUUUGAACCUCUAUAUAAGGACGAAAACCCAGAAGAUGAAGAUUUUAAUGAAUUUAACGCACUUGAUAGAAUAAUUUUCCGAAACCCUAUAAAGUCAGAGUACAAAGUUGCUUUCCCAUAUCUCUACAACUCAUUAGUAAGGUCAGUAUCGAUUCCAAAAUAUCAUUCCCCACCUAUUUUAUUUACUAAAACAGACGAUCCUGAUAUACCACUAUUCAACUUCAAUCCGAGCUAUAAUCAGAUAAAACCGAAAAAAGGAGUUACCAACGUUUAUGAAACCCUUGAUUUUGAUGCUGAAACAGGAGAGAUGCUGAAUGAAACAGGAGAGAUUUUUGAUACUCCUCUUGAGCUUCCUGAUUCCUUUGCUCCAUUUUUAUCUGAUGAAGAGUUGAUAUUCACUUCAGAUAGCUACCAAGCCUUUGAAUUAUAUUGGUCCUCAUAUCCUUUCAAUACUAGUACUGGAAGCAUGGUAAGAGCUGAAGAUGUUGCCUUAGUUAAAAGCUGGUACUUACAACACCCCCCAUCAGAUGAACGUGUGAAAAUAAAAAUUUCACAUCAAAAACUAUUGAAGAACCAUGUACUAAAUGAAUUGAAGAGAGAAAAAUCUCCUUCAAAUGAAUCUACUCCGAAACUAUUGAAAGCUUUGAAGGCAACAAAAUUCUUCCAAGAGACAUCUCUAGAUUGGGUAGAAGCUGGGAUUCAAGUCUGUAAACAAGGUCACAAUAUGCUUAAUUUGUUGAUCCACAGAAGGGGUUUGACAUAUCUUCAUUUAGAUUAUAACUUCAAUUUGAAGCCAACUAAAACAUUGACUACGAAAGAACGUAAGAAAUCCAGAUUUGGUAAUGCAUUCCAUUUGGUAAGAGAGAUACUUAGAAUGAUCAAGAUGAUUGUUGAUGCUCACAUCCAGUUUAGACUUGGAAACAUAGAUGCUUAUCAGUUGGCUGAUGGACUAUACUAUGCAAUGAACCAUAUGGGCCAGUUGACUGGUAUAUACCGUUACAAAUAUAAAGUUAUGCAUCAAAUCAGGGCUAUCAAGGACUUGAAACAUGUUGUCUAUAGCAAAUUCAAUAAAAUCAUUGGUAAGGGACCUGGCUGCGGAUUUUGGCAGCCCGCAUGGAGAGUCUGGAUCUUUUUCAUGAGAGGUAUAAUUCCUAUCCUUGAAAGAUGGCUAGGAAAUCUCCUCUCACGUCAAUUUGAAGGUAGGCAAUCCAAAGAGGUUACGAAAACAAUAACUAAACAGAGAGUGGAUUCAUACUAUGAUUUAGAAUUACGAGCCGCAGUGAUGAAAGACAUACUAGAUAUGAUUCCAGAAGGCAUGAAACAAAAUAAGUCGAAAGCAAUUUUGCAACAUUUGAGUGAAGCGUGGAGAUGCUGGAAAGCCAACAUUCCAUGGAAAGUCCCAGGGCUACCUGAGCCCAUUGUAAAAGUGAUUGAGAGAUACAUCAAAGCCAAAGCUGAUGGUUGGAUAUCUGUUGCGCACUAUAAUAGAGACAGAAUUGAACGUGGUGCAUCUAUUGAAAAAACCGUUGCCAAGAAAAACUUGGGCAGAUUGACAAGACUAUGGAUCAAGAACGAACAAGAUAGACAACUUGAGUAUCAAAAAGAAGGAUCUUUUGUUUCACCUGAUGAGGGUGUUGAGAUCUAUAUGAAUAUGGUCAAUUGGCUUGAGAGCAGAAAAUUUGUUCCGGUCCCUUUCCCACCCAUCAAUUACAAGCAUGACAGUAAAAUUUUAAUCUUGGCCCUUGAGAAUUUGAAAGAAGCUUACCAAGGUAAUAGUAGAUUGAAUUCCCAAGAAAGACAAGAACUUUCUAUUAUCGAACAAGCCUACGAUAACCCUCAUGAGUUUCUAGCCAAUAUAAAACGAACGAUUUUAACACAAAGGAACUUUAAGGAAGUAAAACUUGAAAUGAUGGAUCAUUAUAGCCACAUAUCUCCAGUAUAUGAUAUUGAACCUUUAGAAAAAAUUGUUGAUGCUUAUCUGGACCAAUACCUAUGGUAUGAAGCAGAUAAACGAGGUUUAUUUCCAAAUUGGGUAAAACCAAAUGAUUCUGAAAUACCUCCAUUGUUAGUUUACAAGUGGUGCCAGGGUGUAAAUAACUUAGAUGAUGUUUGGAGUAUUUCACAAGAUCAAACAAAUGUCGUGCUACAGACUUCAUUACAUAAACUAGCAGAAAAGAUUGACUUCACGUUGUUAAAUCAGUUAUUGAGAUUGAUUGUGGAUCCUAAUAUUGCUGACUAUAUUACUGCUAAAUGCAAUGUUAGUAUUAAUUACAAAGACAUGAGUCAUGUGAAUCAAUUUGGUUUACUGAAAGGUCUUCAAUUUGCAUCCUUUGUUUAUCAAUAUUACGCACUCGCUACUGAUUUAAUGAUCUUAGGCUUGGACAGAGCGACCGACUUGGCCGGAUCUCCUUUGAGCCCGAACGAGUUUUUGGAAUUUGAGAGUUUAGAAAAGCAAGUGUCACACCCAAUCCGUUUGUACGUGAGAUACAUUGAUAAGAUAACAAUUUUUUUCCGGUUCUCGAAGGAUGAAUCAGAUGAAUUAAUCGAGGACUAUCUUUCUGAAAAUCCUGAUCCUAAUUUUGAACAGAUUGUUGGCUAUAACAAUAGAAGAUGCUGGCCAAGAGAUUCUAGAAUGAAACUCACUAGACAUGAUGUACACUUGGGACGUGCCUGUUUCUGGGAAAUUGCCAGGCGUGUUCCGAGAUCAGUUAUUGAUUUGAAAUGGGAAAACUCACUAGCCUCAGUAUAUUCCAGAGACAACCCUAAUUUAUUAUUUACCAUGUGUGGUUUUGAGGUGAGGAUACUUCCAAAUUUUAGAGCAAAGGAAAGCAAACCUUCAAAAGAAGGUGUUUGGGAUUUAAUCGACGAAAAUACAAAAGAAAUAAAGGCAAAAGCAUUUUUGCAGGUUACUCAAGAAGAUGUUGAAAAAUUUCACAAUACAAUUAGGCGUCUCUUAAUGAGUGCAGGAUCCAGUCCUUUCACUAAAGUGGCAUCAAAGUGGAACACAGCAGUGCUAUCUUUGUUUGUGUACUACAGAGAAGCCAUUAUUGCUACAGAGUCACUACUCGAUAUUUUGGUCAAAUCCGAAACUAAAGUUCAAACAAAGGUCAAGUUGGGGUUGAAUUCUAAGAUGCCAACACGUUUCCCACCAGCCGUGUUUUAUACCCCAAAGGAGUUGGGUGGUCUAGGUAUGCUAAGUGCGUCUCAUAUUUUAAUUCCUACUUCUGAUUUACGAUGGUCCAAACAGACUGAUACUGGGAUUACCCAUUUCAGAGUUGGUAUGACACAUGAUGAUGAACGGCUGAUACCGACAAUUUUCAGAUAUAUUACAACGUGGGAAAAUGAGUUUCUAGAUUCACAAAGAGUUUGGUCUGAGUUUACAUCCAAGAGAAGUGAGGCUGAACAACUAAAGAAAAGAUUGACUUUUGAAGAUUUAGAAGAUUGCUGGGAUAGAGGGUUACCAAGAGUUAGCACUUUGUUCCAGAAAGACAGACAAACUUUAGCAGUGGAUAAAGGAUACCGAAUUCGGAAAGAGUUCAAACAGUACUCCAUCAUAAGAAAUAGUCCAUUUUGGUGGUUAUCAGAUCGACAUGAUGGUAGACUUUGGAAUCUUAAUGCAUAUCGUACAGAUGUCAUUCAAGCUCUUGGUGGCAUCGAGACCAUUCUUGAACAUACUUUGUUCAAAGGAACGGGGUUUGAGUCGUGGGAAGGUUUGUUUUGGGAAAAGGCCUCCGGAUUCGAGGAUACUUUAAAGUUUAAAAAAUUAACCAACGCUCAGAGAUCUGGUUUGUCACAAAUCCCAAAUAGAAGAUUUACAUUGUGGUGGUCCCCAACAAUCAAUAGAGCUAACGUCUAUGUUGGAUUCUUAGUUCAGUUAGAUUUGACGGGUAUUUUCUUGCAUGGUAAAAUUCCUACAUUGAAAAUCUCAUUAAUACAGAUUUUUAGAGCCCAUUUGUGGCAAAAGAUUCACGAAAGUUUAGUUGUUGAUUUGUGUCAGGUGUUUGAUAGUCAUUUGGAAGAAUUACAAAUUGAUAGCGUUUUGAAAUUACCCAUUCAUCCACGUAAGUCUUACAAGAUGAACUCGUCAACAGCGGAUAUUUUACUAAAUGGAGUUUCUCAAUUAGGUUGUUCAAAACCUUCAUUGUUAUUUGAUUCUAAUGAUGAUCACAAUGCAAUUCAGAGUGAUAAAUAUUGGAUAGACGUUCAGUUGAGAUAUGGUGAUUAUGAUUCUCAUGAUAUUUCACGUUAUGCUAGGGCAAAAUACCUUGAUUACACUAGUGAUAAUACCAGUGUUUACCCAUCUCAAACAGGUUUGCUAAUUGCAGUUGAUUUAGCAUACAAUAUGUACGAUGCUUAUGGUAACUGGUUUCCUGGAAUGAAGGAAUUGGUUCAAAAGGCAAUGAAGACUAUCAUGAAAGCAAACCCUGCACUUUAUGUUUUGAGAGAAAGAAUCAGAAAAGGUUUACAACUUUAUCAGGCUCAACCUCAAGAAGCAUUUUUAAGUUCAAGUAACUAUGCUGAGUUAUUCAAUAACGAUAAUAAGUUGAUUGUGGAUGACGUCAAUGUUUAUAGAGUUGUCACACAUAGCACCUAUGAGGGAAAUUCAGCAGUGAAGGUUUUGAAUGGUGCACUAUUCAUGAUCAAUCCAAGAACAGGUCAGCUAUUUUUGAAAGUUAUGCAUAGUUCCAUCUUUCAAGGUCAAAAGCAUAGGAGUAAAUUAUCUAAAUGGAAAUCUGCGGAAGAAGUGGCAGCUUUGGUUAGAUCUCUACCUAAAGAAGAACAACCAAAACAAGUUAUUAUUACAACCAAGGGUAUUUUAGAUCCUUUAGAAGUUCAUAUGCUUGAUUUCCCUAACAUUUCUAUUAGGCCAACUGAACUUCACCUACCAUUUGAUGCGGCUUUGAAAAUUGAUAAAUUGAAUGACCUAGUGAAUACUGCUAAAGAACCUCAAAUGGUUUUAUUCAGUAUAUAUGAUGAUUGGCUUGAAAGUUGCUCUUCAUUCACAGCAUUCAACAGACUCAUUGUUUUGAUGAGGGCUCUACAGAUAAAUGCAGACAAAGCAAAGUUGAUUUUGAGACCUAAUAGUAGUAUUAUAACUAAAGAGCAUCAUCUCUGGCCGUCUUUGACAGUUGACCAGUGGAGAAAUGUGGAAUCUCAAUUGGCUGACUUGAUAUUAUCUGACUACUCUGAAAAAUAUAGCAUUAAUCUUGAUUCAUUGACUGAUAAUGAAAUAAGAGAUAUCAUUCUUGGACAAAACUUGAAUGCCCCAUCUGUGAAAAAACAAAAGAUAGCAGAAAUUGAAGGUAGUAAGACUGUCAGUAUCAAGGACAAAGACGGUAACAAGAUUGACGAAGAUGAGGAAAUGGGACAGCAAAUAUCGACCAGGGUAAAAACUGUGAAUGUCCAUGGAGAAGAAAUCAUAACUGUAACGACAAACAGUAAUGAACAAGAAAAAUUUGAGAGCAAGUCUAGCUGGAGGAAAAGAGCAAUCUUAUCGAGUAUGCUCGAGUUACAAAAAAAUAAGGUUUUUGUUACUUCUGGCAAUUUUGAAGAUGAGGACAGUUAUGCUUUCGUUUUCCCGAAGAAUAUCCUUUCGACGUUUUUGUCAUGCUGCGACUCUAGAGUCCAGGUUGGAGGUUAUUUCUUCGGUAAAUCUCCACCUGAUAACGACCAAGUCAAAGAAAUUAAAUGUAUUGUUAUGGUUCCUCAACUCGGGGAACACCAUCAAGUCAACUUCCCUGAAAAUGCACCUGCAAGUGAAUAUUUAGAAGGAUUAGAGCCAUUGGGAUGGAUACAUACCAUACCAUCAGGAAAGGAGGUUGAUAUUGACGGAUGUUAUGAGAUAAUCAAUCACGCAAGAAUGAAAAAUGAUUUUGAAUGGAGUGAAAAGGCUUCGAUAAUCUCAGUGUCGAUAGCUAGCGGUAGCGUUACAAUCACCAGCAACCGUGUAACACAAAAUGGUCUGCGUUGGGGUGUAAAAUAUGCCAAGUAUUUGGGACAAGCAGACAGAUUGAUCCACUAUUCUGACGAUUAUAGAGUCACCACUCCUUUAAUUUUGACAGAGAAGUUCAAGGGAUUUACAGUUGUCCCAGCAGCCGAUAUAUGGAAUUAUGCCUUUAUUUCUAACUCAUGGGAUAAGGAGCAAGAAUAUAGUCUCAAGAUUGACCAACCACUAAGCUUUUUUCACGAACGUCACCGUCCAAUUCACUUUGAUGCGUUUAAGAACUUAGAGAGAAACACGGGUGAUAACGAUGAUGUUGAAGCAGAACAGGAGGAUGUUCUCAUGUAG